AUGCCAGACGGCUCAAGUAAAGGCCUGGAGAAGGAGGCCUCCUCGAUCUUGAAACUACCACAGUCACGCCUUCUAGAGGCCCGUGGCUCCCGACCCCGAGGGCAAGGACAUCCCGUCCGGACGACUACCCCACAACGCCAUGGCAGAUGGUCAUACCUGAGCCGCCAGAGGACAUUUGAGGCCCCACUGCUAUCUCAGAUCUUCGAACCGCAUGUCCUCGCGAUACCCCCAAAGGUCCCCCAGGCCCCAAGACUUCCUCUUGCAAAGCCCACAAAGAUUUGCGCCUAUGCUGACGUGUCCAUUGCCAGACCCCCAAGUAGACUACGACCGCAAAUACUCGAGUACGAUGUAGGCGUUCCCAUAGGCUCUCUGGACAUUUCUCCAGAUCAUACACACGCAGUACUCGCAGGCAGGGAGAUUUUAAAAGUGAUACAAGUUGAUCAAGAUUCGUUGAGAGACAAACAAGAUCUUCUCGCAGGAUCCCCAAGAAAAGUAGGGAAGCAAGAGCCAAAUCAAGACAGCAACUUUGCAGGACAUCGAGGGCUACCAGCAAUAAAGGACGUUAAGUGGUCUCAUGGCUUCUUCAGUAAAAAAAUCGCAACUGCAGUUGCGAAUGGGCAGAUUGUGGUAUACGAUCUAGAGGCUCCAGGUCAUGAAACGGCUCGCCUACACCAGCAUAAUCGGCAGGUGCAUAAGCUAGGAUUCAACCCGUUUGAUGGGGCGCUGCUGCUUUCAGGCAGCCAAGAUGCUACCGUGAGGCUCUGGGAUUUACGGGACUGUCCUGGUGGCAGAGAACGUUCCAGUAUAGACAGUAGGGCGUGGUACCCGGGGAACAGCGAUGCUGUGCGAGAUGUGAAGUGGUCACCGAGUAAUGCGUUUGAAUUUGCGAUUUGCACAGAUGGUGGCAUGAUCCAGAGGUGGGAUGUCCGGAAAUCCAAUGCUCCAUUGCUUAGAAUCCGUGCACACGAGAAGACCUGCAACGCGGUGGAUUGGCAUCCAAACGGCGAGUAUAUCCUUAGCGCUGGCGCUGACAAGGACGUGAAGGUAUGGAAUUUUGCCACAUCAGACAGGAGAGCGAAGCCAUUGAAAGCGUUGCGUUGCCCACAAGCAGUGCUCGAUGCUCGUUGGCGUCCUGCCUCAUCCCCCGCUACAAAUCACGACCCAGCCAGCUGGGACUCCUUGUACCUAGCCACGACAUUCGACGAGAAGGAUCCGAGGACUCUCUUCUGGGAUUUUGCGAGGCCGUUUGUGCCGGAGCGUGUCUUCAAUAACCACGACUCACCACCAACGGCUAUCGUUUGGGUCUCGGACAGCUUGCUCUGGUCCGUUGGCUCCCAUGGUAAAUUUAUACAGAUCGACGUGAGCUCGUUACCGACUCGGACCAAGCAAGAAGAUAAAUCUUGCUUGGCGACGUUUGCCCCAAAUGGAGAAAUGCUACUAGCGGCGAAUUGCACUCGGCAUCACGGCUACUCGCAGCAAGACCCAAAGCACGCUUCCAGGAAAGGACAAAUGUCUACCAGCAUCGGGACUAUAAACGUCCCAGGAGCUACCAACACUUCUGCACUGGAUCAGCUUUUGUUAAACAAGUUUGAACCUAUUCCGAGCACUCUUUCUCUGCCCACGUCAAACCGCUUCCACGUUGACUUUGAACGAAUUUUAAGCCACAAUCGAGAUGUGGCCGCAGCGGCACAUUUACCUUUGCUUGCACAAUCGUUCUCUCUCAUUGCAUUCUUCACAACCCCCGCUCUUCGCAAGAGAGCUGAGUUCAAUCGUCAGAAACGCCUAGAAAAUCUCAAAUCGACAGCACAGCCCCUGCAGCAAGAACUCGGCCCUCAAGACUUCCUUCCCUCUGAGUACGAGCUGCAGCGGUCGGCCAUUGAAGCCCACAAGAUCAUCGAAAAGGAAAUUGAAAGCUGGCUCUACCGCUUCCACAAUCCUUUAAUGCCUAUCUACCUGAUCCUAAAUGUCUGUCCCUGGUUCGAACCGAGUGGGCAUCGCUCUCUUCUUCAACAUGACCACAAGGUCGAAAUUGUAGUAAAUGCGCAUCGACAUCUCACACGUUUGCGACUAGAUAUUGCGAGCGUUGCAAAACGCCAGCAAGUCCAUGCAGCAUCUGUAAUAGGGGAACCGAACAAUUGUGGCUCUGGUGCAACGCUUGCGGCCACAGCGGCCAUUUGA
This is a messenger RNA of Bacidia gigantensis, 2178 nucleotides long. RefSeq lists its product as uncharacterized. Bases 1 to 2178 code for a protein of 725 amino acids. The record is from RefSeq and is a predicted model, not a curated record. Gene Ontology annotation, molecular function: protein binding. Gene Ontology annotation, biological process: positive regulation of TOR signaling. Lineage: Eukaryota; Fungi; Ascomycota; Lecanoromycetes; Lecanorales; Ramalinaceae. The transcript has 2 exons.